GCCAUGAGGUGAGGAACCUCUUUCCGUCCACGUGGAUCUCGCAGCCGACGACCGACAAGACCCGCGCGCGCUCCACGCGCUCGUCCCGAUCCCACACCCGUCCACCCGACCCGUCGAACCGCUCACCACUCACCUUCUCAUCCACCGACACGUCACGCGCAGGCGCCUGGACAAGAUCGCCUCGUCCAUGCCGCACCUCGGCACGUCCCUGCCGCGACCGAUCGAACGCGGAAAGGGCCCGAGUGGAAAUUCCCCAACAGACUCGGCGCACGAAACCUUUGACCCCUCGCGCGUACACGGCGGCAUCUCCACCGCGCUCAACCAUCCAAACGUCCACGGCGUCAGUCUCCAGGUCCCGGCGUCGAUGCCGGGGCACGAGCCCGGGUUCGUGCCGCCGCACAUAUACGCCAGCACGUACUCGCACCACGCCGGCGGCGGCUUGAUGGAUGCGCACCAACACGAUCCGAUGCGUGGCUUUGGCUACGGCGGCGCCGGGACCGGGUCGAUGAUCGACGGCCGCGGGCACACGCUCAAGGGCAGGGCGGCGUUGAAGGCGAGGAACGCGUUCAUGCGACAGACGGGGUUCCUCGAGCCGGACACGCCGAGCGCGCUGAGUCAGCAGCCGCCGGACAGGAUCGCCACCCCGGCCAUCGUGGUGGACGCCAACGGAGCCGAGUGACCCGGUUUGGUUUUUUUUUGGUUUUGAAAAACCGCCGACAGACUCGGGGUCUCGUCGCCAAAGCCGCAAAGAGCGCUCGGGGUCAUCGACGUGGGGCGAAAGGGAAGGGGACGAGGGACCGGCGAACGUCGGCGCGCGCGUCCGCGCAUCGUAUUAGCGCCAGCGCGUGCGGGUGGUUCGUCGGUUAGACGCCGGGGCGGCUUCAGUAUUAUGUCGGGACGAAAGCGUCCCGGGGAUACCACCGGGGAUACCGAGGGAACGGAGAGGGAUUCGACUCGACUGGACCUGCGUCGACGAACGACGCAUUGCUCGGAAGAGUUGAAUAUUCGAAUACUAACGACGGGGCGCGCGUGCUCGCGCGCCGACUUGUAAUAUGUACAACUGCGCACGUAGUGACC
Molecule: messenger RNA, 1077 nt
Organism: Micromonas commoda
Lineage: Eukaryota; Viridiplantae; Chlorophyta; Mamiellophyceae; Mamiellales; Mamiellaceae
Exons: 1
Coding region: 188-679 (163 amino acids)
Source: RefSeq, a predicted model, not a curated record